This is a messenger RNA of Coprinopsis cinerea okayama7#130, 1074 nucleotides long. RefSeq names its product vacuolar ATP synthase subunit. The record is from RefSeq and is a predicted model, not a curated record. Gene Ontology annotation, molecular function: proton-transporting ATPase activity, rotational mechanism. The transcript has 5 exons. The coding region runs from base 1 to 1074 and encodes 357 amino acids. Gene Ontology annotation, biological process: proton transmembrane transport; vacuolar transport; vacuolar acidification. Gene Ontology annotation, cellular component: fungal-type vacuole membrane; vacuolar proton-transporting V-type ATPase complex; proton-transporting V-type ATPase, V0 domain. Lineage: Eukaryota; Fungi; Basidiomycota; Agaricomycetes; Agaricales; Psathyrellaceae.
AUGAACGCUCUUUCAUUCAAUAUAAACCACGGCUUCCUUGAGGGCGUCGUUCGCGGCUAUAAAGCUGGAAUCCUCACCCAGAACCAGUACGCUAACUUGACCCAAUGCGAAACCCUUGAAGACUUCCGAACGCAGCUAUCAGCAACAGACUACGGAAACUUCCUGGCCAAUGAGCCCCUCCCACUCUCCACCUCGACCAUCGCGGACAAGGCAACUCAAGUCCUCGUGGACCAAUUCAACUACCUGCGCGCGAACGCUGUCGAACCUCUCAGCAAAUUCCUUGAAUAUGUGACGUACUCGUACAUGAUCGACAACAUCAUUCUUCUAAUUACUGGAACUCUUCAUGAACGCGAUACUCACGAACUCCUCGAACGAUGUCACCCUCUGGGUAUCUUCGAAUCUAUGCCCGCUCUAUGCGUUGCAACUACCGUAGAGGAACUCUACCAAAGCGUCCUCGUCGAAACUCCUCUCGCACCCUACUUCCGCGAAUGUCUCUCAGCCAACGACCUCGACGACCUCAACAUCGAAAUCAUCCGCAACACAGUCUACAAAGCCUACCUCGAGGAUUUCGACAGGUUCUGCUCCACCCUAGGCGACCCGACCGCCGAAGUCAUGCACACCAUCCUCGCCUUCGAAGCCGACAGACGCACAGUCAACAUCACCAUCAACUCCUUCAACACCGAGCUCUCCAAAGAACAACGAGCUAAACUCUUCCCAUCAAUCGGACGACUUUGGCCAGAAGGGAACAACCAGUUGGCUCGGGCGGAUGAUAUGGAGCAGGUUCGACAGGCUUGUGAGAACGUCAUUGAGUAUAGGACGUUCUUCAAUGAUAUCGCUGCUUCUUCUGCCGGCAAUGGCAUCGACGAGCUCGCAGCCGCUACGCAGUUGGAGGAUAGGUUCUUCAGGAUGGAGGUCUUCCUCAACAAACAGGCGUUCUUGCAACAGUUCCAGUACGGUGUGUUCUUCAGCUAUAUCAAGCUGAAGGAGCAGGAGAUUAGGAACUUGACGUGGAUUGCGGAGUGCAUUGCGCAGGAUGCGAGGGACAGGAUACAGGAUUUCAUACCCAUCUUCUAA